Molecule: messenger RNA, 2868 nt
Organism: Hippocampus zosterae (dwarf seahorse)
Lineage: Eukaryota; Metazoa; Chordata; Actinopteri; Syngnathiformes; Syngnathidae
Product: cGMP-dependent protein kinase 1
Exons: 18
Coding region: 187-2322 (711 amino acids)
Biological process (GO): protein phosphorylation
Molecular function (GO): cGMP-dependent protein kinase activity; ATP binding
Source: RefSeq, a predicted model, not a curated record
GGGGGAUGAGAGAGAGAGAGAUUGAGAGAGUGAGAGAAAAACCGGAGCAAAGUUUGCGCGGUUGGGACCAAGCCCGGCAUGUCAUCCGCGGGAUCCUGCGCGCGUAUCACCGAGUAAUCGGACGUGGAGGGUGUUGGUGGGGGGGAAAAAAAAAAAAAAAGAGGCAGAGGGAGUCAGAGGCUGUUGAUGCCGGAUAAAGUUUGCGCGCGGCGCGGCAGAGCAGAGGAGCGAGGACACCCACGCGAGUGGAAACUUAACGCCGACAUGGGCACCCUGCGCGAUCUGCAAUACGCGCUCCAAGAGAAGAUCGAGGAGCUGCGGCAGCGCGACGCGCUCAUCGACGAGCUGGAACUGGAGCUCGACCAGAAGGACGAGCUGAUCCAGAGGCUGCAGAACGAGCUGGAUAAGUACCGCUCGGUUAUCAAGCCGGCCACGCAGCAGGUCCAAAAGCAAAGCGAGCUGCACUCGGAGCAGCAGCGCACCAAGAGGCAGGCCAUCUCGGCCGAGCCCACCGCCUUCGACAUCCACGAUCUCAGCCACGUCACGCUGCCUUUCUACCCUAAAAGUCCACAGUCUAAGGAUUUGAUCAAAGAGGCCAUCCUGGACAACGACUUCAUGAAGAACCUGGAGUUGUCGCAGAUCCAAGAGAUCGUGGACUGCAUGUAUCCUGUGGAGUACGGAAAGGACAGUUGCAUCAUCAAGGAGGGCGACGUGGGCUCGCUGGUGUACGUCAUGGAAGAUGGGAAGGUGGAGGUGACGAAGGAGAGUCUGAAGCUGUGUACCAUGGGGCCCGGGAAGGUGUUUGGGGAGCUGGCCAUUCUUUACAACUGCACCAGGACUGCCACUGUCAAAACGCUGACAAACGUGAAGCUGUGGGCAAUCGAUCGGCAAUGUUUCCAGACCAUCAUGAUGCGGACGGGUCUCAUCAAGCACACGGAGUAUAUGGAGUUUUUGAAAAGCGUGCCCACCUUCCACAGCCUGCAAGAGGACAUUCUGAGCAAGCUCGCCGACGUCCUUGAGGAGACCCAUUACGAGGACGGCGAGUACAUCAUCCGACAGGGGGCCAGAGGAGACACCUUCUUCAUCAUCAGUAAAGGAAAGGUUAAUGUGACCAGGGAGGACCCACCCAACGGAGAGCCCGUCUACCUGCGCAGCUUGGGAAAGGGAGACUGGUUCGGGGAAAAGGCGCUGCAAGGGGAGGACAUCAGGACUGCCAAUGUUAUUGCAGCAGAGGCGGUCACCUGCCUCGUCAUUGAUCGAGAUUCAUUUAAGCACCUGAUUGGAGGCUUGGAGGACGUGUCCAGCAAAGGCCAUGAAGACGUCGACGCCAAAGCCAAGUACGAAGCCGAGAAUGCUUUUUUCUUCAAUCUCAAUCUGGCCGAUUUCAACAUCAUCGACACGCUGGGGGUUGGCGGCUUUGGUCGCGUGGAGCUGGUUCAGCUCAAGAGCGACGAGAACAAAACCUUCGCCAUGAAGAUCCUCAAGAAGCGGCACAUCGUCGACACCAGACAGCAAGAGCACAUUCGCUCGGAGAAACUCAUCAUGCAGGAGGCCCACUCGGAUUUUAUUGUUCGACUGUAUCGAACGUUCAAGGAUAGCAAGUACCUCUACAUGCUGAUGGAAGCCUGCCUCGGAGGAGAACUGUGGACCAUUCUCCGAGACAGAGGUUCAUUCGAGGACUCGACGACCAGGUUUUACACAGGCUGCGUGGUGGAAGCCUUCGCCUACCUACAUUCCAAAGGGAUCAUCUACAGAGACCUCAAACCGGAGAACCUUAUCCUGGACCACAGGGGUUAUGCCAAACUGGUGGACUUUGGUUUUGCUAAGAAGAUUGGCUUUGGGAAGAAAACGUGGACUUUCUGCGGGACGCCCGAGUACGUAGCGCCGGAGAUCAUCCUGAACAAGGGCCACGACAUCUCCGCUGAUUACUGGUCACUCGGAAUCCUCAUGUUUGAGCUUCUGACCGGCAGCCCUCCGUUCUCCGGCCCUGAUCCAAUGAAGACUUACAACAUCAUCCUGAGAGGCAUCGACAUGAUCGAAUUCCCAAAGAAAAUUACCAAAAAUGCUGCCAACUUAAUCAAAAAGCUAUGCAGGGAUAAUCCUUCUGAACGACUGGGAAACUUGAAAAAUGGUGUCAAAGACAUCCAAAAGCACAAGUGGUUUGAGGGCUUUAACUGGGAGGGCUUGAAGAAGGGGACACUGACACCUCCCAUCAUCCCCAACGUCACGUCUGCAGUUGACACGAGUAACUUCGACAGCUUCCCGGAGGACAACGAAGACCCGCCGCCUGACGACAACUCCGGUUGGGACGUUGAUUUCUGAAGCUCUCCUUCCAGCACCCCGUGGAACCAAAAGAAACUCUUCUUUUGUUGUUAUGGAGGCCAUGCAGCGGCUGUGGCUACCCGGUAAAAGAAACAAACAAACAAAAAAAGCAGAUAUGAUGGAGAAGAAGUCGAUUUUUAACGGAGGGAUGGCAAAAGCCCUACUGGGUCACCGAUAUGCCUUUAUUUCACUGCGGCCCCGGGUCAAGCAUUUAUAGUGGGACAGCUGUAGCACAUGUUCGGUGUUGUCUUACACUCGGCUCUAAGGCAGAGAAAGUGCAGGGAUACACACGCGCGAGUGCGCGCGCAAAAAACAUGGCCGUCGACGAAGCCCGGCGUUCCCACGUGACGGGCCGGCGAAUGUUGCUGGGGUAUUUUUUUUUUUUUUUUUUGGUUCUUGUUAUUGUUUAUUUUCAGGAUAACUAAGCGUGUGGAAAUGUGAAAUGUUGUGCUCUGAUCAUCGCUUCUCCCGUUGUACAACAAGUGCUCUCGACUAACCUGAAUGUCACCAAUUGCCACAUUACAUAGUAUUGAGCAUUUUAAAGGA